Messenger RNA from Stylonychia lemnae, 1749 nucleotides. The record is from the annotation of a GenBank genome assembly. NCBI's taxonomy places the organism in Eukaryota, Ciliophora, Spirotrichea, Sporadotrichida, Oxytrichidae.
AUGAACUAUACAUAGAAACUAUAAGCAAACUUACUCAGAAAUAAUCUUCAGAGAUAUCCUAAGUCCAUUAAUAAACUAAUAAAUUUACGUCGGCAAGCUUAAUCUUCUGCUCUAGCUCAAUUAAAUCUCUAAUAAGGUUUGAAAGCAAGAGUUGAUCAGCUAGAACUAAUGGAUUAGAACUAUUUGAAAGAGGUUGUUAUUAGCAAAUUCAAACACACAAUAAAACCUCAAAAACUAAACCUCCUCGAAAGAAAACAAAAUCAGUUCAAUCAAUUGAUUGCAAAGGCGAAAUCUCAGACAUCGUUAGCCACUUAGUAAAUUGCUAUUAAAUCAAAGUACUCAAAAUUAAAAGCGAUUGAUAUAGAAUUCUUUUCCGGUGUCCUUGGCCCUGAGAAUAUUAUUUAAGAACAUGACGAAAUCAAGCCCUAUAAUAUCGACUUUACCAAAAAAUACGUUGGUUAAUGCUCAUUGGUAUUAACCCCUUAAAAUGAGAAAUAAAUUCAAGAGAUUCUUAAGUAUUGCAAUGAGAAAAAACUUGCUGUUGUUCCUCAGGGAGGAAACACUGGGCUUGUCGGAGGAUCAGUUCCAUUACAAGAUGAAAUCGUAAUCAGUACAAAAAAGCUUAAUAAAAUAAUCGACUUCGAUCCGAUUACUGGCAUCUUAACCUGCGAAUCAGGCUGCAUCCUUGAGGUUCUUUAAAACCAUGUCAAAUCUUUUGGUUACAUGAUGCCUCUUGAUUUGGGCGCCAAAGGAUCUUGCAUGAUAGGAGGAAAUUUAUCAACAAAUGCUGGUGGAAUAAAAUUCAUAAAAUAUGGAUCAAUGCACGGUAACACUGUUGGAUUAAAUGCUGUAUUACCUAAUGGUACGCUUCUUGAUAGUACUCAGGGUCUAAGAGGAUCUUAAAAAGGUUUUGAUCUUAAUCAUAUGUUUAUUGGUGGUGAAGGAACAUUGGGUAUAAUUACAAAGUGCUAAAUCCUGUGUCAUCCUCUACCUACAUCUCGAUAAGUGAGUCUGAUAGCCUCAGAUGACUUUGAAUAAAUACUGGCAUGUUUAAGACAUGCAAAGAGGGAAUUAAAUGAUACCUUAAGUGCUAUUGAAUUUAUGGACUACGAAUCUGUUAAGUUCUCUCUCGAUUACUUUAAGAUUGAGAAUCCAAUCAGAGAGAGAAAUUAUAAGUACUAUCUUCUUAUCGAAGCCUCUUCUAAUUCAUGCUAAGAUUAACUAAAUUAAUAAUUUCUCGAAAUGCUUGAAAUGAUGGGUGAAUAAAAUAUGUAUCAAGAUGCUGCAUUAUGUGAAAGUGAAUCAUAAAUAGAGACUGUUUGGAAAAUCAGAGAAGGGAUUUCUAUGGCAACAGCAAACAAUGGAUUCACCGUAAAGUUUGAUGUCAGUCUUCAAUCUUAGGACUUUGCUGAUAUAAUUGAUAAGACUCAAGAUCUCAUUGGUAGUAAAGCAAUUAUGAUAGGACAUGGUCAUAUUGGCGAUGGGAAUUUGCACUUAAAUUGCACCAUUAAAGGGUUUGAUAACAAAGAGCUGUUAAAAGAACUUCAAAAAUAAUUGGAGCCAUUCGUAUUUGACUACAUUAAUGACAAGAAAGGAAGUAUCAGUGCAGAGCACGGCAUUGGCUUGCAAAAAGUAAACUACUUGCCAUAAUCAAAACAAAAAGAGCAAAUCUAGUAUAUGAAAAUGAUAAAAAAUGCUUUCGAUCCACACGGUAUCAUGAACCCAUAUAAAGUUUUGACUGACCUUUGA